ACCUGCCGCCUCUGUUGCCCCUGUCGCCAUUUAAUUUGAUCGACGACGGGCGGGUCAACCUGCGGGGCAACGGUUUGACUUACCGCUCGGUCAACGGUGUGUUCCUCCUUAUCAACUGGUCAACUGUCAUACGACAGCGGGCGGGCUGGGCGAGGUUGGAGAAGAACGGGUCUGUGUUUGACGGCGAUGGCGGACGUAAUAGGCGCUGUGUACCAAGUGUCGGCUGCCGGGAUCGCGAUGGAGGUGGGCAAUGGCGCGAGGCUGUCGUGCUCGUGCCUGGGGGAGAAGGGACUUCGCCAGGCGGCUGCCACGUCACUCCCUGGCAGCUCGGUUUGUCGUUUAGCGCCGACAUCUUUGUCAUUCGCCGGCGGCGUUCACGACGAGAGAAGAUUCUGCGAUCGGAGCAGCCGCCUUUUUCUCCCUCAUCGUGGGCAGGAAGUGCGUGAGCGGCGGCUAUGGCAGUGGGCAUUACGGUCUCCUCUGAGAAGAGGACUUGGAGUUGUCCCCGAUGGGGCGCUCCGUUCCCGCCAAGCUUUCCGCUUGCCACGUGGCGGGAGUUGGAGCCUCCGCAGAUCGACGUCCACGAUGAAGCAGACGAGUGCGGUUCUCGGCCAGCCGAUCGAUCCAGCAACCAAGGCGGUCGGGAUCGGGAUCGGGAUCGAGUCGGACAUCGAUCUGGGCGGCCAAGAGGAGGACAUGGGCUCGGUGAAGAGAAGGAAGGCGGCGCCCGUGAUGGGAAAGCCUACGACCACGAGUCAGGCGAAGAAACCUGCGUGGUUGCGACAAAGAGGAGCGCAGGGAUCCCGAUACGAGACGCUGAAGGAGUCGCUGCACGAUCUGAAGCUGCACACUGUUUGUGAGGAGGCCAAAUGCCCAAAUAUUGGGGAGUGCUGGAAUGGUGGUGGAGGUGCAGGUGGAGAGGGGGAUGGGAUCGGGACCGCAACAAUCAUGCUGCUAGGGGAUACCUGCACGAGAGGCUGUCGUUUCUGUGCUGUUAAUACGAGCCGUACGCCUCCACCUCCGGACGAUAUGGAGCCAGAGAAUACGGCGCGGGCCAUUGCGCAGUGGGGUGUCGGCUACGUGGUGCUGACGAGUGUGGAUAGGGAUGACCUCCCAGAUGGGGGAAGUACACACUUUGCGCGCACCGUCAGCACUCUGAAGGCACUGCGACCAGAUAUUUUGGUGGAGUGUUUGACUCCAGACUUCCGGGGAGAUUUGGAGGCUGUGCAGUGUGUAGCACUGUCUGGGCUUGAUGUAUUUGCGCACAACAUUGAAACUGUCAAAAGACUGCAGCGAAUCGUCCGAGAUCGUAGAGCCGGGUAUGAGCAGACGAUGAAGGUGCUAAAGCAUGCAAAGGGUGUUCGCGAAGGAAUGGUGACGAAGUCUAGCAUUAUGCUAGGCCUUGGGGAGACGGAUGAAGAAGUGAAGGAGACGAUGAAAGACCUUCGUGACGUUGGCGUGGACAUCCUGACGCUUGGGCAGUACCUGCAGCCGACACCAGUCCACCUUACAGUCAAAGAGUACGUCACACCAGAGAAGUUUGCCUGGUGGAAAGACUAUGGAGAAUCAAUCGGCUUUCGCUAUGUUGCUAGCGGCCCCCUGGUGCGUGUUCGUUAAAAGUUUAUGUCGAUCCCCACACCCCACACCCUACACGCCACCCCACAACUACUUCUCCUCCAUAGCUAGUGGCCCCCUAGUGCAUGUCUGUUGAAAGUUUAUCUUGAUUCCCCACACCCGACACCCCACACUCAGCAUCACAUCAUGUUAUGUAGCUUAUGUUCAAUUAUACUCCUGCCUCCCCUCCAUAUCUGCCAUCACUCUUCUUCCACUUGUCUUGUGCCUGUGCUAAGGCUAUAGCUUGUGCGCGUCCUGCAUAUUGUUCU
This is a messenger RNA of Chara braunii, 1883 nucleotides long. NCBI's taxonomy places the organism in Eukaryota, Viridiplantae, Streptophyta, Charophyceae, Charales, Characeae. The record is from the annotation of a GenBank genome assembly.